UGGUUGCAUUUUUUUUUUCUGUUGGCGGCAUUUUGAAAGCCUAUUUGAGGCUUGGUUUGGUUGAUUUGGUAAAUGCACAACUUUAGCAUUGCCAGACGUGCAUCCGGUCCGAUUGAUUGUUUUCCCUUGUGAAGCCCAAAAUAUGGUGGUGUCUACGAUUUCACCGUCACCGGUUCUAACUCAGGACGAUUUAAAGAAACUAGCAGCAUAUAAAGCAGUUGAAUACGUUGAAUCGGGGAUGGUAUUGGGGUUAGGAACCGGUUCGACAGCUUAUCACGCCGUGAAUCGAAUCGGAGAGCUAUUGAAACAAGGCAAACUCCACAACAUCAUAGGAAUCCCAACUUCCAAAAGAACUGAAGAGCAAGCACUUUCAUUAGGAAUACCAUUGUCCGACUUAGAUACUCAUCCAGUUCUUGAUCUUGCUAUCGACGGGGCAGACGAAGUCGAUACGCAUCUCAAUCUAGUCAAAGGACGUGGUGGAUCGUUACUCAGAGAAAAAAUGGUUGAAGGAGCGUGCCGUAAAUUUGUUGUAAUCGUUGAUGAAUCCAAGAUGGUGGAAACAUUAGGUGGGAGCGGGUUAGCUAUGCCCGUUGAGGUUGUUCCGUUCUGUUGGAAUUUCACCGCGACACGGCUUCAGAAUUUGUUUACUAAGGCGGGAUGUGUUGCGAAACUGAGGGCGGCGGAUGGUGGCGGGAAACCGUAUUUGACUGAUAAUGCGAAUUAUAUUGUUGAUUUGUAUUUUAAAGGGGAAAUCGGUGACUUGAAGGCUGCUAGUGAUGAGAUUCUGAGACUUGCUGGGGUUGUGGAGCAUGGGAUGUUUAUUGAUAUGGCAACUACUGUUAUUAUUGCCGGUGAACGCGGAAUCACUGUCAAGAAUAAAUAAAUGAGAAUGCACUUGUACUGCUGGAUGAUCAAAUGAAAUAAAAGAGUUAAAUG
Papaver somniferum (opium poppy) is the source of this 936-nucleotide messenger RNA. Its product is annotated as probable ribose-5-phosphate isomerase 2. The record is from RefSeq and is a predicted model, not a curated record. NCBI's taxonomy places the organism in Eukaryota, Viridiplantae, Streptophyta, Magnoliopsida, Ranunculales, Papaveraceae. Gene Ontology annotation, biological process: pentose-phosphate shunt, non-oxidative branch. The transcript has a single exon. The coding region runs from base 143 to 883 and encodes 246 amino acids. Gene Ontology annotation, molecular function: ribose-5-phosphate isomerase activity.